Molecule: messenger RNA, 2109 nt
Organism: Fusarium keratoplasticum
Lineage: Eukaryota; Fungi; Ascomycota; Sordariomycetes; Hypocreales; Nectriaceae
Product: Amine oxidase
Exons: 2
Coding region: 1-2109 (702 amino acids)
Biological process (GO): amine metabolic process
Molecular function (GO): primary methylamine oxidase activity; quinone binding; copper ion binding
Source: RefSeq, a predicted model, not a curated record
AUGAUUGAAGAUACCUCCUCCGUUCCUGGCUACACCAUUUUGCGGGAAGAAGCCAGGGAUCCUGGACCCUGCCCUUCUCGAGAUUUGGGCCAGCCCCAUCCCCUCGAUCAGCUAUCGGUUGAAGAGAUCCGUCUCGCAGCACGGCUCAUCCGUGAAAACUCCACCUUCAACGAUUUCAAGUUCAACUGCAUUACUCUCCGGGAACCGAAGAAGACCGAGUACGCCGCGUUCCGUUCCAGAAAUGGCCCACGACCUUGUCGCCAGGCCUUUGCCAUCAUCAUCGAGAAAGUGACCGGUAAAGUUGCCGAGGUCACUGUCAACCUUACCAACGGCAAUGUCGAAUCUCAUCAGCUUCGUCUAGGAGCCGGCCCGAUCAUGAACAUUGAAGAUAUGGAUGUGUGCGAGCGAAUUGCCCGCCAGGAUCCCCUCGUUGUUGAAGCGUGUCGCGAGAUCGGCAUCACCGACAUGAACAAAAUUUUUAUCGAAGCCUGGGCCAUCGAUGUCGAUGAACGCUGGGGAAAAGACCGGCGCAUCCAGCGAGGCCUGGUCUUCUAUCGCAAGUCAGCUAUGGACAACCAGUUCGCCCAUCCCCUCGACUUUUCAGUAGUUAUCGAUCUUGAGACUGAGGAGGUCCUUGCGGUUGAUAUUCGCCGAGUGAACGGCGGUGAACGCACAAAGCCCGAGCUGACGGAACACAAUUUCCUCCCGGAGUUUAUCGCAGAUGGCUAUCAGCAUGCCAAACUCAAGCCCGUCGAUAUCACGCAGCCCCAGGGGGUCUCAUUCCAGAUGCGUGGAAACGAAAUUGCCUGGGCCGGCCUCAAGAUGCACAUCGGCUUCAACUAUCGUGAGGGCAUUGUGCUCUCCGACGUUUCUGUUCACGACCCCUACGAGAACCGCCAACGAAGCUUGUUCAACCGUAUCAGCUUGGUUGAAAUGGUUGUCCCGUAUGGCAAUCCUGAUCCUCCACAUCACCAGAAGCACCCCUUUGAUGUUGGUGAGUACGGAAUGGGCCUGAUGACCAACUCUCUUCAACUCGGCUGCGACUGCAAGGGGGUGAUUCAUUAUCUUGAUGCUAUCAUGGCUGUUUCCUCUGGCGACCCGGCCAUAGUCAAGAACGCGAUUUGCAUCCAUGAAGAAGACAACGGGCUUCUCUACAAGCAUACCGAUUAUCGCGAUGGAAGUGUUAUUUCGGCACGAGACCGAAAGCUCAUCAUCUCCCACUUCAUCACUGCGGGAAACUAUGACUAUGGCUUCUAUCAUACCUUUUCCCUGGAUGGCACCUAUAAACUCGAGGUGAAGCUUACUGGAAUUCUCAACACCUAUUGUCUUCAUCCAUUGGAAACCGCCGCCCCGUAUGGUACAGAGGUUGCUCCAUUUAUCAACGCUCACAAUCAUCAACAUAUCUUCUCCCUUCGUGUUGACCCGGAAAUCGAUGGAACGAAGAAUUCAGUUGUGCAAAACGAUGCUGUCUUGAGUGACCAACCCCUGGGUUCGGCAGGAAAUCUCCAUGGGAAUGGCUUCCUUUGCAAGAAGACAACACUGCGGACUUCGAUGGAGGGUGGUGCAAACUACUCGCACCAGACUGGUCGAACUUGGGACAUCAUAAACCCCAACAGUAGGCGAGGAGGCAAGCUUGCAGGGUACAAGAUCGUCAACAACAGCUGCCCGCCCCUUCUGGCACAGCCAGGAAGCCUUGUGCACAAGCGAGCCGCAUUCGCCCACAAGAGCCUGUGGGUUGUGCCAUACAGAGAUUACGAGCUCUUCCCUGCCGGAGACUACGUCUGUCGAUCAACUGGGGAAACAGGUCAUCCGUUCAAUCAAACGAUUGAGGACUGGGUCAGCCGUAACGAGUCAAUUGACAAUAUCGAUAUUGUCUGCUACAUCCAAUUUGGGCUGACCCAUUUCCCACGCGCCGAGGAUUUCCCCGUCAUGCCAGUUGAGCCGGUUUCUGUCAUGAUGCGAGCGUCCAACUUCUUUGAGAAGAACCCUGCUCUUUGGGUUCCUCCUUCAGCCAUCUGCGUAGAUACUGUCUCAAGGCACGCCUACAAGGCAGAGAAGGAGCCACUUCAAUCGUGCUGCGCGAGCCCUAACACCUCCUCCAAGCUUUGA